ACAGAUUGCAGCCUCUGAAUCCAGAUCCUCUCUGCUACACUUGUUUCUCUUUUACUUUCUUGCUAGCUUGUUUUCUUUCGUGAGCAAGACAAAUAUAUGUUUAAGUUUAUGUUUCUCAUUAACUAGAGGGGAUAUUGUUUAACUCUUUUCUACCCUAUGGCUGCUCUGACAUGGAGUGAAUAUGUCACCCAAUCAAACAAAGUCAGCGCCAUAAAACCCCAACCCCUCCCGAAGAGGAAAAGGGAGAGACUGAAAAUCAGAGGGGGAAUGAAAAAGACUUGAAGAGGAGAAGAAGCAAUAAAGUACAGUGGAACCUAGUGCUUUUUCAGGAGAACUAUUUCUUGUCCAACAGAUGUGGAUAAAAACAAACAAGAAUGGUCGAGGCCAGCGAGAGACAUUUCAUCUUCAGUCAGCGAGUGCUGAAAGUUCUCUCGUUGUUUACUGGGGACAUGGAGCACAUGGAUAAGUAUAUGCAGGGUAGGAACUGUUUUACCAUACACUUUUGAACAAUUAAUAGAUUAGUAUUUUAUGUUUGUUUUUUUUUUUGAUGUAUUUCAAAAUGUCAAAUCUGAACAUUCUCAUCUUGUGAAUAAUCCUAAAAAAUUUUCUUCAUCGUCACCCUGUAAGAAAAUAUUUGUGAGUGAUGAACUACUCAUACAGUAAACUAAUGCUUAUUUCAUUAUUACAGAUAUUAGGCUGUGUAACCUUCCCCUUACAUGAAACAUACCGAAAAAACUUAAGGUGUAACUUUCAUUAAAAAUGACAACGAGAGAUCUGACUAAGGAUGUUGAGUUUACCUUUUUUUUUUUCUUUUUUUCUUUUGAGGAAAAGUUUUUGAGAAGAAUUGUAGUCAAGGAAACUGAGCCAAAUGUUUUAUCUCUGUGUCCUUAGACAAGUUUAUUUUUCUGCAGCUGGUGGUGUGGUGUCUGAGAGGGGUGACCAGAGUGACUCUGGCUAACAACCCGCUGAGCGGUGCUCUGAUCUUGGUCGCCCUGUACUGGGACUCCCCCUGGCAGGGCUUGCUGGGAACUCUAGGUGUACUGGCCUCUACUCUAACAGCUGUUAUCCUAGGGCAAGACAGGUGGAAUAAUACAACGUUUUACAAAAAAUACACAUAGAUAUCUAUGUGAAACUCUCAUUCAUUUUAAAAUACAUAAUAAUAAUGCACUUUCAAACUAUACUACAGAUAAAUAACAUAAAAAAAAUCUUAAAACACGCUGUGAAAACUUUUAGAGGCAACUUUUGUACACAACUUCAACUAAAAUGGUGCACUUUGUUUUAAUACUUGAUUUGUUUACAUGUUUUGUGUCACCCUGAGGACUGUAGUUAUGCCCUUUAACUGUACUCCAAAAUACAGACUAUAAGAAAAAAAUACAAGCUGUAUUUAUAAUCCAUGUUUCUUGCUGCUCUGUGUGUGCAUAUUUGCAGUGCUGAGAUAGCAGGAGGUCUCCAUGGUUUUAACGGCAUGUUGGUGUCACUGCUGAUGGGAAUAUUUAGCUCUGCUGAAGACUGGUACUGGUGGCUGCUGCUACCUGUCUGCGCUGGGUCAGCUACAUGGUAAGAAAAAGACACAUGGAUGCAACAUGAACACGCAUACAAGCAGUCAUUAGAUGAUACACAAUUAACCCACUUAAUCGCUGGAAGCAGAUCAUGAUGAAAAUCAAAUCAGAUUGCAAAAAUGAACUCCAAUUUGUUUUACAGAAUUACAGUACAACAUAGGGCAAGAUAUAAUACUCAACAGAUGACAACAGACAACAAACAAAACAAUAGGGUCAGAGCACAGCUACCUUUGAAAAGGGCACUGCUUUCCUAAAAUGUAGUGUUGAACAAGUUUCUCAGAAACAGUAAUAAGUUACUUUUUACUUAUUACUCUGUUUAAAAAGUAAUUUGUUACUUUACCUUUAAGUUAUACAUUAAUUUUUUUCUGCCCCAUAAUUAUCGACAACUUGCUUUGUCCUUUUGGAAGUCAACCGACUUUAUCUAAACAGUACUUAACCCUGCACGGGUCAACAAUCAGCCAAACUGCAAACACUGCCUUGUGACACAACUGACUGGACACAGUUUGCAUAUACUGGUACUUAAGCUGAAUAAAAAUUCAGACUUAGCAGGGCAUUACUGUUCAGAGGUGAGACCGUAAUUAUAAUUCUUACUUAUUAUACUAAUUAUAGUAGUUAUAGUUACUAAUUAUAAUGACAUAUUUCACGAAGAAAUGUAUACUUUUACACUGGAAAGAUGAUUUCCUGCCAACUUUCGAGCUCUUUGGAUCAGAUGUCAGCAUUUUUACCAUUAGAAAAGUUAACCCCCGAAAAACACAAUAGGACUCAUAUCUUCCAAGAUUUUUGGACUCCAUUAUUUUCAGAAUUGGAGAAUUUCUUUAGCAAGGACUGUUGACUAUUUGUGGUGAAGCAGGUAUGUAUUUGUACGAGCAUGUAUAUGGAUAUGUUCACAUGUGUGACCUGUAUGUAUGCACACCUGGAUAGAGUUCAUUGUUGUUAUUGUUGCUGCUUUUUUCUUUUUUUUAUUAGCUUGUUUGUUUGCUUACUUUUUUUGUUUUGUUUCUUUGUAAGGUGCAUGUCUGAUUCUGUGCUCUUUAUUUGUUGGUAUGUAGAUAUGUUUAUUUUAUUUUAUUUUAUUUUAUAUAUAUACAGUACAGGCCAAAAGUUUGGACACACCUUCUCAUUCAAUGUCUUUUCUUUAUUUUUUUAUAUGAAUAUUUACAUUGUAGAUGAUCACUGAAGGCAUCAAAACUAUGAAUGAACACAUGUAGAAUUUUGUACUUAUAAAAAAAGUAUGAAAUAACCGAAAAAAUGUUUUAUAUUCUAGUUUCUUUAAAAUAGCCAUCCUUUGGUUUUGAUGACAGAAGUACCUUGUCAGGGUUACUUCAGGCACUCCUGUGAAGUAAAAACCAUCUCAGGUGACUACCUCAUGAAGCUCAUUGAGAGAACAGCUAAAGUUUGCAGCGCUAUCAAAAAAGCAAAGGGUGGCUACUUUGAGAAAUCUAAAAUAUAAAACAUGUUUUCAGUUAUUUCACACUUUUUUCUUAAGCACAUGAUUCCACAUGUGUUCAUUCAUAGUUUUGAGAAUCUACAAUUUAAAUAGUAAUGAAAACAAAGAAAAUGCAUUGAAUGAGAAGGUGUGUCCAAACUUUUGGCCUGUACUGUAUAUAUAUUUAUUAUUUUUUUUUUUCUUUCUGUUUUUGUGUCUCUGGGGAGUGACGGGGAGGGUGGGAAACUAUGUGUUUAAAAGGAAAAAAAAAAGAAAAAAAAAAGAAAAAAAAGCGGACAAUUUUCAUUUUUGGUUGUUAUAUCAAUAUGAAAUAAAAAAGAUGUUUAAAAAAAAGAAGUGAGACCGUGGUUGUAUCUCAUAAGCAGAAGCUUCUCAAACCUCCUAUUUGACAGUCAGAGCACCAUACCUCCCAAACUAAAGAGGUUGAACUUCAUGUAAAUGUUUUAGAGGUUAAGAAUUGGUUCAGAAUCUCAGCCUCAUAACCUCAAGUAGUCCAUUACUUCUUUCUCUGCAGAGUAGCUGUCCUUGGGCUCUCUCUCAAAUACAAAAACGUCAAUUUCAUCAGUGCAGGCAGAUGCUGUUGAGGCAGCUGCAGGGUCCUCUGUGGGCGUAGUUGAGUGACACUCUGCUGUCAGAAGCUCCUUCACAUACUCUUUCCUGUCCUCGUCUUUCAGCCAUCAAAGUUUAAACUGCAGACAACUGGAAGCAACAAGAAGUGCAUCUCUGCUAUCUGGUACACCAGCAAAACCCGCCUGAAUGGGCUGAAACAUACAAUUCCAUCUAUUUCUAAUAAAUGUAAAACUGUUGUGCUUCAAUUUUUAAUUAUUUUAAUGUCGGCUAUUUCUUGUGGUGUGGGAUCACUAUCAUACAUUUAGUUUGUUUUAAAAUAAAGACAUUAAGAGCUUAGCCAUACCUGCGCAGUUAGGAUGUCCAACACUCUAAGUGGCUUCAAAACACUGUAGUGCUUUCGCAGGAAUUUGUACUCCUUGGCAUUGAUGCACUUAAUUCCCAGUUUCAGGCAUUAAUGGGAAUUUCUGUGGUUCUGGAAACCUCUGUAUCCUUGUAAAAUGCGUUGUAAAAUGAUUGAAGCUCACUUCCUUCACCUGCUCUGAUGCAACUGUGGAUAGACUUGCCUUGGUCCACAGAGCUGUGCAUUUUGCUAUACUACUCCUAUACACAGCCUUAGUUUCUGUGGAAAUGAGGUUAAUUGUAUGAGAUGCGCACUGGUAAAGUGGGGGAAGAGUAAACUGGCCAUCACAAUCAGCAGUGAGCUCAGUAAAAGUGACAUCCCAGUUUUUGUCUCUUCCAUGUCUAAAUCAGUGAUCUAAAUCCUGUCUAAAUCGUAUUGACUGGCUGGUACAUUUAAAGUGCUUCGGCAAAAUUUGACGUGUUGUCUGUAACAGUAAUGAAUCUUUUCUAACUCUGUGCCAAUAAUAAAUCAAAUGUGUGCCUGCCUCUGAUUCUUUUACAUAGCCUUGUUGUGCUCCAGAGUUGGACUUCUGAUUGGAUAAACGGUCACACCCACAAAACUUUUGUUGUUAGCUGUCCAGAUGUCAGCUGUGGCACUUUUAAUUCACACUAAUGGUGGACCGAAGCUGUGCUGAUCUCUGGUCAGAAAGUGGCAGCCCGCAGGUGCUUGGCUGAGUCCCAAGUUGAGGUCAGAACAAGUCAGAAGCACUCAGUUGGUACUUUUGGUACAGCUGGUACUCAGUAGUUUUAGAUCCUAAUAACUUCCUAAUACCAGGAAAAACAAAAAGUUAAAAUGCGACAGAUUUUCAGGGGUUAUUUGGGGUGAAACAACAUUUGGGCAUUUAUUUAAUAAUUUUGUAAUAAAGUAAAUAAGGUAAUUCUUUGACACCCCAACCUCUUCUCCAGUGUCUUUCUCUACAGUGCUCUAUCUUCAGUGUUGGACCGCUGGGAUUUGCCGGCCUCUGUGUUUCCUUUCAACACUGUUAUUGUCCUCUACCUUCUUUGUGCCGGCCCAGAUAACCCCUAUUUCCCGCACCACCCAGCUGUGCCCCCGGGGCUGCCGGAUCCCAAUGGCACCAAGCUAGUUGUGAUGGAGGUAAGGCAAUCAAAUGAUUGGAAAACAUGUGAACUAGAAGAGGAAAUGAAGGAUUCGAUAAUAGCAAACUAUGUCUGUUGUCAGCGAAUUUGAUUUUUUCAUGUGACGCCCUUAAUUAUUUAAUGGAAGUAACCGAUGUAGCACUAAUUUCUCCCGGUGAGUUUUUAUAAUUCACUGUAACACUGGGAGUUAAAAUUGAAAUGAUAGCUUUUACUGGAAACUUGGCUUACAUAAAAAAUAUAUAAAAUAAGUUAAAAUUGUUUUGGGGGGACUAAGAUAUGUUGGAUUUAGGCCGAUUUUAUCUUUUGUUUUUCUGACUUGUAGUGUUUACAACAAAGGAACUGAUACCAACACAAUGAUAUCUCUCACUUGAGCCUCUUGUGACUCAUCUAUUCGAUUGCAACAGUUCUUACUAGAGCACCUGUUUAGAAAUAAUCAUUAUAAUAACAUUUACUAUUUCAGUUGACAAUUCGAAGUGAUUGAAACUCAACAGAGAUGUGACUGUUGCUUUAAAUUACUUUGGGAGGUUUCUGUAAAAUACUGAAACAUAUAGGUUUGUGAUGGAAAUGGUUUACUGGGUCACUGGGUAUACAUUGUGUCUUAUCCUGGAAAUAAAGCAGUAAUUUAUAGCUGCUUAACUUUUGUACUGCCAGGAAAAAGACCCAACCAAUAAACCUCUUUUUCUUAGUGAAAACCGGUUACUUAACAUGCAAGCUGUUGCAUAAUGAGAGGGAGAGACUAGUGGUGAAUGCUAAUGAAUACAUCCACUAAACUUGUAGGAAAACCUUGACGAAAGAGUUCAGAGUCUUGAUCACUCCUGCAGUUGGCCAUUUCAACAUGAUUCCAUGAAAGACUGACUUAAUGUAAAUCUCCAUGAGUUCAUUUACAAACAGGCCUGUUUUGUCGUUUGUACUUGCUUGUAACUUGUACUAAUCAACAUAAUACUGGAGACAAGUGGAUAAUCUCAUUCCAUCUUCACAAAACUAUUAAAAACGAGUCCAGGUCACUUUUCUGAAAAUUUAAACAAGUGAAAUGUUGAAUUUGAGUAUUGACCUCAUCUUUAUACUUACUGCCUAGAGAUAAUUCCUUGUGAUCCACAGCAUUAUGAAAAAAAAAAGAUUUAUUGUUGUAUUGAUUAUAUAAAUAGGCCUCUGCCUUGGGAUUAAACAGAGAAGAGGAUUGACUGAUGUUGUCUGAAGUUUCUCCUUUGUCCUCUUUCCAUUUUUAACAAAUCCACUUCCUCAAUGUAUUCUUGUAUUUUUUCAUUCCUCAGUCCAGUGUGUUUUUUUAACUGUGUUGUCCUUCUUUAUUCAUUCUUUGCCCCCCACCCCCCUUUUAAUCUUUCCUCUACUCCUCUCCAGAGAUAGCGAUGACGUCUGUCCUAUUUAUAUUUUAAUGUCUCCAGCUUCCACUUUUGGUAGCGUUUUGGCUGCAUCACAGCUGUUUACAUGCACACACCCUUACAGCAUGUACAUCCGAAGAUUUGUGCGGAAGCAGUACGCUUAAAUACCAUUUGUCAGUAGUAAAUUUCAGCAGUAGGCAGGUGCACCAGUCACGUCGCCAUGGAAACCUUUCCCCUUCACACUGACUGCUUGGAAAGCAGUGUGUGUAUGUGUUACUGUGUUUCUGCAUUUGGAUUCAUUCAUGAAACGUGAGCAUGACGACUUUGGUGAUCCAGCAUUCGUAAAUAUAUUAGCUUCAAUUUGAUCUUAGCUACUAACGAAAUCUGCACCUGCCUUCGACCACAUGUGUUGGCUAACAGAAGAAUACUCAUAAAUAAAGAGGAGUGAGUACUUUUUUAAGCACAUAAUUGACCCAAAAAUUGAUAUGUAUGACUUAAAGCGAAAUUUGGUAACAAGCAGAUUUGAGCUUCCAAUUGGUUUAAAAUGCAAAAUGGGUUCGAAACUACUCUGUUUAAUAGUAAUCAAACACAGUGGCUUGGUGGUCUGGUGGGAUGCAUGACAGCCUUAUCUGAGCAACAGUGCAGGUGGCUCUUGUUUCGAGAAUGGCUCAGUGACAGACAACUGGUUUUCUAGCAUUGGGUUGCACAGAUAGAUACUAGGUGGUACGAUAGCACAUGCACUUUGCCCUCUGGACUAAACAAGGACCCUUUAAAUACGUUUUUUAUUAUUAUAAUUUUUUAUAGUCAAUCAAUACUCAAUUAAAAGCGUGUAACAAUGAUGCUCCAAAAUGCCCCCUCCAUUCACACACACAUGAACGCACACUCAUGUUCAUAAACUGCACUUACUGCCAGUAUGUUUUCAUGAGAUACCUUUCUGCAUAGUGCAAACUCUUUAUAACUUCUCCAAUCCUUUCUUCAUGCAGCUAAUUCUUGGCAUACCUCUUGGUGUGGGUCAGAUCUUUGCCUGUGCAUCUUUUGGGCCCUCCACCCUAAUCCUGGGAGCCAUUCUCCUGUAUUCCCCCCUGCUGGCCCUUCAUGCUUUACUGGGUUCAGCUGUUGGAAUCCUGUCUGGUGAGUCCUUUUGCAAUGCCUCAUUUCUGAGAUCCCUGAUUAGAUUGAGGGUGAUGAGGAAUAGAGUAAAGUUUAGACAAGCAAUGGUUGAGCUUAGAGACCAAGAACCAGGACAAAAUUUUAAAUGUAUAAAACUUCUGCAUAUGUAUGAGUAUUUGAUGAGCUCAAAAUGUGUUUGGGUUCAUAGAUUGUUUAAGUAAUGCAUGCAUCCGGAAAGGCAUUACUUACACAAUCCAUUUUUUCCCCACAUGGAAUAAACUCUUCUAUUAGUGCACAGAGCAGUUUGUGGUGUUGUGGUAUUAUUUUGAGGUUUCCUGCUGAAGUCCUGCUUGACCCCAAAUCUACAAAGGCAAAUAUGGACCUGUUGUAGUUCUUCUUUCUGCAAGAAUUCAAAAAGAAAUUCAGCCUUUUGCACAAAGGUGAGAAAGGUGCUUGAAAUCUUGAGAGACUCCAAAUUAAUUCCCUUUUUCACCAGGCCUGUAAUUUUUUUAUGUUUUUGGACAGUAUGAAAAGGGUCAUAAAUUGAAAUUCCCAUUACAUAUGGAUGAAAAAUGCAGAGAUAUACGCUUUUGAGCUUUAUGGAUUUUUUUAAUACAACCAGUGGUGGCUGUUCAGUAUGUGUCUAGCACCACCACAUGGAUAUUUCUAUAACAGCCAUGUAUUUUUUUUCCCCCUCAUCAACAGCUGAGCAAUACUCUUUAGUUUAGUAUGAAUAAUCUAAUUUGUUGAACUUUCUCUAACUCUCUGACAGGUUUGUCCAUGGCAGUGCGUCAUGAUUUUCUGUACUCAGGUCUAGCAGGGUUUAAUGGCGCCUUGGGCUGCAUGGCUGUUGGAGGAGUCUUCUUCACCUUUAGCUGGAGGACUCAUCUCUUCGCCAUUGCCAGUGGUAACACAUAAACCCACACGUACAUACACUCUCACUCUUGAUGCUAUCUGUGCAUGUCUCCACUGGUGAGCAUGAUAACAGUGUUGGAAAAAUGUCAAAUUUAUUUAACCUCAACAAAACCUGUGUUGUGCAAACAGAAACAAAACAAUUUAGUUGUUGUUGCUUUUGCUAGUUUGUAACCCGCAGAGCUGUUGGGUUACCUAUAACAUAGUACCAAUAAGAUGUCUAAGAAAAUCUUCUUAAAUAUAGUAUUCUGUCAAACUUCAAAAGGUUUUUGAAUAGCUAAAAUAAAUACUUGUGGUGAUCCUUUAGUAGUAGAUGGCUCUCUUCCAUAUUCUGCUAGCUUUAAUGUUGCUGUAUGUUGCAUAGUCACUAUUGAUAAAACUAGUACCUCCCACUUCAAAUCACCUUGAGUAUGCAACGGCCAGUCAAAUAUAGUGGUUGAUCCUAAGAGAAAUUGUUACUAAAUUCUUGCAACACCAACUGCAGCCCUGUAUCAGAUAAAGUAACUGAACAAGUGUAAUGGAGAAACAUAGUUUAAUCUUUGGCCUUACAAUUUCUUCUUUGCUUACAGCUUUCCUCUCUGCUUAUACCGAUAUUGCUCUGAGUAACCUGCUAGGAUUUGUAAGUAUUACACACCCCACAAUUUUUGUGACAGAAACACUUUCCUUUCAUCAAGAUCACAUAAUUGUUAAACACAUUAGGCCUACAAAUGGAAACUUAAUAUCAAGUUUAAAGGAACUAUAAUGUUUCCAUGUGGUUUUGCAAAAAAAUAAAAAAUAAAAUAAAAUUGGAAAAAGGUUUUCAGUCCAUGUGUCUUUUGGAAAUUGAAUAUGACAUUUUGAAACAGAUUCCAAAAAUAAUAAAACAACUGUUUUUUUGAUUUUUGUUUUAAAAUAAAUACACCUGACUUGAGAUACAGCUUGAUUUCCUUUUUUGUUGUCUGGAAGGAGUGAGGCAAAGUCAAAUCACAGUUUGAUUUUUAAUUUUUAUUUCUAAAAAGAAAAUAGAAUAUAGCCUGAGACAAAAAUCAAAAAAUGGCCCUUAUAUUUGUUUUGGAUUAGCAGAAGUUGUCACUGACAAAAAUAUUGCUCAUACUGACCAGUAGAUGGUGACAGUGUAGUGCAUACAGAUACCAACCGUUGGAAAACCGGGCAGAAGAAGAAGGAGAGGACACAAUUAGUAGGACGCUGUUGGGGGAGAAAUCCAAACAAUAGCAUGUAGUGAUUGUAAAUGACAGAGUUUUAGGGCCACAUUGAGAAAAAUUUUUUUUUACAGACUUCCAAAAUGAAGUCUUAAUUUUACAAUAAUAAAGUAACAAUAUUACAAGAAUAAAGUCAUAAAUUUACAACAAAAAAGCCAACCGCAAAGAUUAAUGAUCACUGAAAUGUGAACGUGCGUCUUCCAGAAAAGAAAUUAAUAUAUUUAUGACAAGCACAUGUAACUACAUUUUAUUUUUGAUAAGUAUGUGGAAACUCAGUUAUUUAUUAAUGUUUGUAAGAGACUUUAAACUUAAGUAUGAAUCUUUGUAUUUAGUGCUAGUAUUAAUUAAAACUUUAGAAAACUUGUAGUUGACUAAAGUGAGGUAUAAAGUAUAAAAGUAAGUGCCUAGUUUUUAAUUGAAACAAAGAAAUAAAGUGUAUUUAUAUGGUCUUAAUAUGCACCAAAAUUGUUGACUUUUUACUGUCUCUCCUGAUAUUAAGGUAUUUUUGUCUGUCCUCAGGUUAGUCUUCCAGCUUGCAGUUGGGCAGCUACUCUGACAACCACCCUGAUGUUGCUGCUGUCUGGCAGUUUAGCAGCUUCUCGUAUCCCAAGCAGUCACGUUAUGGCACCAGAGCACAACUUGCAUUUUAAAAGCCAAUGGGAGGUUGGAAACACUGCAGACAGGGAGAGCGCUGAUGUAGAAAGUCAAACCGCACAAGCUUACGCAAAGACCACUAUGUUGGACCUUUAAAUCUUUGCAUUAUCUGGACUAAAAAUACAGUUAAUAUUUUUUCACAACCUUUUUUUUUUUAACAUAACAUUUCUUUAAAAAAUUAUUCAUCUACAUUUCAAACAUGCUAUCUGCUUUAAAGUUAUUCUGACUGAGACACAAAAGAGUCACACAAAAAAAAAAAAUGAGUGGGAUUAAACUUUUUUCUUUCUACCUCUUUAAAUAUGGAUGUGCAGUAAGCAGAAGGAGGUUGAAUAAUCAUUCUUGUUAUCAUGACAACAAUGAAAACUCUUUAAAUUUGAUUUCUGUCUUCUUGUCUUGUCACACCUGCCUCCUGAUUGUUCAUUGUCACUUGUUACCCUCAUUAACUCUUGUAUUAAAUCCAAAGACUGUAUAUAGAAAGGAUUCCAUCUGCCUCCUUGCUGGGUGAAGCCACCACGAGAACAGCACCCUCUGGUGACAGGCUGCAGUAUAGGUUAUAAAUCCCACCUCUUCCAGCAAUCCCUAUGGGGCUGUGGACAAACUUAAUAAUAAAUCAAUUUCUCUGCCCCCUUCUUGGGAUGUUGACAUGUAGUUACUGUAAGACUGGUUUCUGCUCAAGUUGUCUUUUUUUCUGUGCAGCUCCAUUUUUAAAAGUUAUUAGGGGGUUCAUGUUUUCUAUGAUUGACACUUGAUACAGCCUAUGGGCGUCCAAAGAUUGUGCAGUUCACCUGGGAGAUAUACUGUUUGAGCCGGGCGUUAUCACAGCAACUCUCUGUGACUCUCCCACUGAAUGUGUACAAUGCUACUGCGCAAGUGGUGGAGUGUGUACAACGCUUCUGCGCAAUGUUGGUUUCAGGAAGUGGAGGAACGCUCCACUGACAGCGAUGGUACAAUUGACCUCGACUCCAUGCCAGCUGAUGCAAUGUGGGACUCGAAUGUUUCGGAGUUAAGAGGAACUGAGAGUGUUGUGGUAAGUCUGGGAAAAGCUGUGUGUCACAGUCAGUCCCUGAAUUAGGUCAUGUUUUUGUUUCUUUGAACUGUUGAUGAUCAUUUCCUGGUUUAUUUUCUGUGAAUUCACUCACUCUGUCUCUGUCUUUUCAGAUCCCCCCUCCUCAUGUUCCUGCCUCAUGUGUCUGCUCCUCCCUGAUUAUCCUCACCUGUGUCUCGUUCUCCCUUGAUUGUCUGUGUGUUUAAUCCCCCUGUGUUCUCAUAGUUUUGGCAUUUUAUCACUAGUUUUUUAAUUUUAUCUCAUACUUUUGACUUUUUAUCUCAUAAUUUUGACACUUCAUCUUGUAACUUUAUCUCUGUUUUGACUUUUUUUUGGUCACAAUUACAACUUCUCCUUUUUUUGACUGACAAGGAACAGAAAUGGACACCCAUAACUGGCCCUUGUCAAUUUCUUCAAAUAUUUUUCAAAAGAGUACACAAUACAUUCAAGGGGACAUAUUUCCUAAUGUUAAGAAAGGACAGUUACUGUAAAAAAAAAAAAAAAAAAAGGACCUUAACUUUAACUUCUGCACUCCUGUCAUGGUGCUGAAUCCCUCUUGUCCUUGUCCCGAAAGCGUACAGGAUCAGUAUUGUGCGCAUUCCAUAUUUGCUUCAUAGAGC
This is a messenger RNA of Xyrichtys novacula (pearly razorfish), 11953 nucleotides long. Lineage: Eukaryota; Metazoa; Chordata; Actinopteri; Labriformes; Labridae. The record is from the annotation of a GenBank genome assembly.